This is a messenger RNA of Aplysia californica (California sea hare), 2966 nucleotides long. RefSeq names its product tetratricopeptide repeat protein 29. Gene Ontology annotation, molecular function: protein binding. Bases 112 to 1635 code for a protein of 507 amino acids. The transcript is spliced from 10 exons. The record is from RefSeq and is a predicted model, not a curated record. Lineage: Eukaryota; Metazoa; Mollusca; Gastropoda; Aplysiida; Aplysiidae.
UUCACUCCGAGUCGUCGCUGUCAUAACAACGACUGAAGCUGACGUCCGCCAUUGAAGUUGAUCAGCAGCUUCGUUCAAUGAAUUGAAACCAAGCCACACUUAUUAUCAGCCAUGGCGGCAACCCUCCCGCCGAUCAACAAGAACAGAAAUGCUGUUCCUUCAUAUGGAAAGCCCAGGCCACCUCCAGGAGGCAGGCUUGAGCCCAUCAGUCCAGCAAAUGCCAAAGGAAGGCGAGAUCGUUUGGCUAUGGAGAAGAGCACAGCUCUUCGAAACCAAAUGCCAAUCCUCAAGAAGAAAGACAUAGCCAAAUUCAGAAAUUCUUAUAAGCACAACCUGUGUUUAGAUAUGUUGACUGAAGGUUUCCACCUAUUUUUCUGUGAGCUGGUCAACCUUAUCCGUCAGCAAAUGGAAAAGCGCGAAGCAGCAGGGCCAGAAUCAUUUUUGUGGACAAAACCUGUUUUACAAGAUCAGACUGAGAAACUGGAUAUGAUGAAAGUUCACCUCACAGAAGCAGAAGCGGCCAAUAGAAUUGGUGAUUUUGCUAAAGAGUACAAAGCUCGCUAUGACCUUGCUCAGUUCUUCAAGGCCAGUGAAGAUGAUCAGUGGCUUGUGGAUCAUUUUUUCACCACAUGUUUGAAUGUUGCUUCCAAAGUGGAGACUGACGGUGGGAAAAUGCAAGCUGAGGGGCACUGCAAUGUCGGCCUCUGUCAUCAAAAUAAUGGGCUGUAUGGAGAAGCAGCCAAACAUUUUGAAGCUUAUCACAAGUUGGCAUCAGAAAACAAAGAAGACUGGAUCACGUCGUCCGGGGUGAGCUACUACACAGACUCCUGCAUCAAACUCUAUCACAUCUACACGAUCAUCGGCACAGAGCUGGGCCGGACUGGGGAGGAGGAAGAUGCAGAAGCUUCCCUGGAGACCCUCACCAAAGCUCUAGAAAUGGCCAAGUGCAGCCUAGACAAGAAGCUGGAAGGGGAGUCAUCCUACACGCUGGGCAUGGCCUAUCAAAAGCACAACCAGCUGGACACUGCGCUGACUCAUUUGUUCAACUUCUAUGAGUCUUGUCAAGGCGACAGCAAUAGUGAAGGCAUUGGACGGGCCUGUGAUGCUAUUGCUAAAAUUUAUGCCAGACAAGGUAACAAAGAGAAAAGUGUGGAAUUUCUGAAACGCUUUGUGGAGUUGACGGAGAAGACUGGUCUGGAGAAAGAAUACUGCUUGGCCUGCCACAACCUGGGCAAUGUCUGCAACUCUGUGGGCACAUAUGAUGAAGCCACUGAGUACUUCAGCAAAGCCUACAACAUCUCAAGAGCCUUGGGAGACCCUGACUCAACGAACGUGAACCGCGUGCAGUACGGUAUUGCCAUGGCUCAUCGCAUGAUGGGCAAGUUUGCCAACCACGUGGUAGUCGGGGACAAGACUUGUAUGUCGCGCCUGGUGGAGUGGAAGAGUGUCAGGACAGACGAGUUCAACAAGCCCAUACCGGAUACAGUGCCUGGAGCAGCUCAGCAUGUUAUGAUACCACCACCACCUCCAGCAGAGGAGAAGGAGGAAAGCAAAGAGGAGGCUGUGGAGGAUUCAGAAGACCCUGGAGUGAGGGAAGAAGGAGAUGGACAGACGGAGGGUGCAGCAGAAUCAUAAUGAAGGAAAAAAACAACAAAAUCCGAACAGAAAGAUUCCUUAGAAGUUUGACCAAAUCCAAUGAAUCUGUACUCUGAAACCAUAUAUUUUUCUCUCUAAACCUGCAAGUGUUGCUAACAAAUCAUCUGUGAUAUCAGGGGAAAUUUUAUGAUUUCACGAUAUCAUGCAGGAAAAUGCUUGAUAAAAGACAAAACAAGCAAGUAAAGGCCACAAACUUAACCAUUUUCAGAAUGUUAUUAGGAAGUAGAGCUUAUCUGUGAUGGGGUUGAAAUGUUUAAUUAUAUUAAAAAAAUAGGAUAAACAAACCAAAACAGCAACUCAAAUUAUGACAGAUUAAAUCGGCUGACAGCACAGAACCCAUCUUACGGCCAAUUUAAUUGGCUGCUGACACUUGGAGGGUUAAAUUACAGACAUUUACUCUGUGCUCUAACAGUGCACUGUCCUUCACACUGAGAUUGCAUGUUUUGGAACAGGAAAAUCUGUUUUACAUGAAAAACUGAAAGUUGCAUUGAAACGUCACAUUAUGACCGGCCAGUUGAAUGAUGUCUUGUCAUUUUGCACUGAUCAUUAUCAUGAUCCGCUGCUUCAGCACAGGGAACUACUGUACAUUGAAUUUAAGUAAUAUUGUUUCACUAGUUUUCUCAGAUCUUACAACUUUUCAAGUUAGCUGUAGAGUAAAUUGCUGCUGUUCUCAUACCACAGUGUGUACAUCCACGAAAUUUAUUCCUCCUGCUGUCUGUGAUAAUAAUACAAAUCAGAUGUUGAUAAUACAAUUUUUGUUUGUAUUUUACUGAUAAAAGAUAAUUAACACUGUAAAUAUGCAUGUACGGUCCAUCACUUGAAGGGAGGGGAAGGGUGUAAUGAAAUCUACUGUUGAAUUUGUUCAAAGCUUCUUAAGAUCAUAAUAUUUGAUAGAGGCUCCUACGAAGGAAUUAUGUAUAUAUAAUUUGAAGUUUGCGUUUUGAAGCAGUAUUACAUUGUAUUAGUGUUUCUAUUAUAAAGCAUAUUUUCAUGAACAAAAAGCUCAUCAAAUUAUCUUGUUAUGUCAAUCAAUCCAUUGAUGUAGGGGGAAGCUCAGUGGGUGGGGAUCAACUGCAAGUCUUUUUUGAAAGCACCUUUAGAAUCAAUGUUUCCACUGGUGUGAAGGAAUGAGCAAAAUACUUUUGUCAGAUAUAUGGGAUUUCUGCUCAAAGGCAUCAGUUUUUUUUAGGAAGGCGCAAACAAAGAAUCUUGCUUGAAUUACCCAUGCACCCAGAUGAAAUUGUUCAAGAGACUGAGUUACAAUUUCUGUGCAUGCAGUGAAUGGAAAUAAAGAAAUGCUCCCACAUGAG